UCUUUCUCACACACACACACACACACACACAAAUUUACUUGUAUAAAUGCCCCACACAUACAAUAAUCCCCUUAUAAAACAAAACCCCCCAUAGCUUCCUCUUGCUCUCUAAACACACAUUUAUUAUACUCCCUUCGUUCCAAGCUACUUGCUUCAUAUUCCAUUUUAGUACAGCAUGACGGGGGUGGACUACGAAAACAAGCCAUCAUGCAACAAUACCGCCCCCUUAAAACUCUUCGGCUUCCACGUCACCGAAGAGGAAGACCAAGAAGAGGACUCCUCCGCCGCCACGCGGCCGGAUCCCCCCGGUGGCCGCCGAUACGAGUGCCAAUACUGCUGCCGCGAGUUCGCCAACUCGCAGGCCCUCGGCGGCCACCAAAACGCCCACAAGAAGGAGCGGCAGCAGCUCAAGCGCGCCCAGAUGCAAGCCACGCGCAACGCCGCCUUCUCCUACAUGCGAAACCCCAUCGUCUCCGCCUUCGCCCCGCCCUCCCACCUCCUCUCCCCCUCCCACUCGCCGCCGCCGUGGGUGUAUGCCCCACGCGCCCCGCCCCCCUUCCACGUGUCGCACGGAUGCGUCUUCUCCGCGGGCCCCUCCGCCUCCAGCGGGCCUAGUGUUGGACCUUCUUCGAAGCCCAUUUUGGGAUAUAAUGGGCCGUCGCUGAGUAGAUUUUCGAGUGAUAAUGGGCCUAGCUUUGACGAUGGGUUUGGGCUGGAUUUGCAUCUCAGCUUGGCUCCAGCCGCGCCGUGAGGACUCUCUCGGCUUCAAUCGGAUAUUUCUGUACAUUUUUUUCUUCUGAUUUAUUGAUUUAUUUUUCUUCUUCU
This is a messenger RNA of Salvia splendens (bonfire salvia), 825 nucleotides long. Its product is annotated as zinc finger protein GIS3. Gene Ontology annotation, cellular component: nucleus. The transcript has a single exon. Gene Ontology annotation, molecular function: DNA-binding transcription factor activity; transcription cis-regulatory region binding. The coding region runs from base 176 to 751 and encodes 191 amino acids. The record is from RefSeq and is a predicted model, not a curated record. Gene Ontology annotation, biological process: trichome differentiation; cytokinin-activated signaling pathway; gibberellic acid mediated signaling pathway. Lineage: Eukaryota; Viridiplantae; Streptophyta; Magnoliopsida; Lamiales; Lamiaceae.